GAUUACUGAUAUUAUCGUCGAUAAAUACCCUGGAUCAACGACGCGCUCACAAAAGAAUAUAUACUGGAAUUUCCCACAGUUUACGCCCCGCUUUGACUUUACUGUGAUUAUCGUGCAACGCUUUAGAGUAUGUUCAAGAAGUUUGACGAAAAAGAGGACGUUUCUUGUGUGACUAAUGCGAAGAACUCCAGAGCAAAAGUUAUUAGAAAACGAAUUUGUGAGGACUACGGCGUUCCAUCUCAGUUCAUUGAGCAAAUCCUCCCCAAGAAAGACACUUUCAAAGUUGUCAAAUGCCACGAACAUAUUGAACUAUUUUCUGAUCCACAGGGAGAUAUAUUAUUUUUCUCGCAACGUGAGGGGCCAUUUAUUCCUUCGUUGAAACUACUUCACAAAUAUCCUUUCAUCCUUCCUCACCUUCAAGUUGACCGUGGAGCUAUCAAACAUGUCCUGAAUGGUUCUAACAUAAUGUGUCCUGGUCUCACAUCUCCUGGGGCCCGCAUGACCCAAGUGCCAAAGGAUUCUGUUGUGGCCAUCACAGCAGAAGGAAAGGAACAUGCACUGGCGAUCGGCCUGACCGUUUUCUCAACUGAUGAAAUUCUUCAAGUCAAUAAAGGAGUUGGAGUGGAAAACCUUCAUUAUCUCAACGACGGCCUAUGGCGGCUGAAACCCGUUCGAUGAUGACAUUUGCUGUUGUUUUGUAUGUGUUUUUCCUUGAGGAAUAGAACGAAUUCUCUGAC
Dicrocoelium dendriticum is the source of this 737-nucleotide messenger RNA. The record is from the annotation of a GenBank genome assembly. NCBI's taxonomy places the organism in Eukaryota, Metazoa, Platyhelminthes, Trematoda, Plagiorchiida, Dicrocoeliidae.